Messenger RNA from Meriones unguiculatus (Mongolian gerbil), 2942 nucleotides. RefSeq names its product heparan sulfate 2-O-sulfotransferase 1 (gene Hs2st1). The transcript has 7 exons. The record is from RefSeq and is a predicted model, not a curated record. Gene Ontology annotation, cellular component: membrane. NCBI's taxonomy places the organism in Eukaryota, Metazoa, Chordata, Mammalia, Rodentia, Muridae. Gene Ontology annotation, molecular function: heparan sulfate 2-sulfotransferase activity. The coding region runs from base 335 to 1408 and encodes 357 amino acids.
AUCGCUGCCGGAGGAGCGCGCGGGCGCGAGCGAGCGACCGAGGGAGGGAAGGGAGGAAGCGAGGGAAGAGGGCGUGCGGCCGCGGGGUCCCGAAGCCAGGCAGCGGCGGCAGGAGGGCGCCAGGGCCGUCGAGUGGGCUCAGGAGGGGCGUGCACCGGGCGGCCGGCGCUGGCUCCCGCGGGCGGGAGACCGGAGAGGAGGAGGAGGAGGGGGUCGCCGCGGCGCGGCAGUCCGCGCAGCUCCCGGGUCGGGGUCUCCUCCCGGCGCCUCGGUCGCCCUCGGGGCCCCGCUCCCCGCCCCCCGCGGUAUGUCUUGAUCGCGAGCAGCGGGUUUCAUGGGGCUCCUCAGGAUUAUGAUGCCGCCCAAGUUGCAGCUGCUGGCGGUGGUGGCCUUCGCGGUGGCGAUGCUCUUCUUGGAGAACCAGAUCCAGAAGCUGGAGGAGUCCCGGGCGAAGCUAGAAAGGGCAAUUGCAAGACAUGAAGUACGAGAAAUUGAGCAGCGACAUACAAUGGACGGCCCUCGGCAGGAUGCAGCUUUGGAUGAAGAAGAGGAUAUCGUCAUCAUUUAUAAUAGAGUUCCCAAAACUGCGAGCACCUCGUUCACCAAUAUCGCCUAUGACUUGUGUGCAAAGAAUAGAUACCAUGUUCUUCAUAUCAACACUACCAAAAAUAACCCAGUAAUGUCAUUGCAAGAUCAGGUACGCUUUGUAAAGAAUAUAACCACCUGGAACGAGAUGAAGCCAGGCUUCUACCAUGGACACAUUUCUUAUUUGGAUUUUUCAAAAUUCGGUGUGAAGAAGAAGCCAAUUUAUAUUAACGUCAUCAGGGACCCUAUCGAGAGGCUAGUUUCCUACUAUUACUUUCUGAGGUUUGGAGAUGAUUACAGACCAGGAUUGAGGAGACGGAAACAAGGAGACAAAAAGACCUUUGAUGAAUGCGUGGCGGAAGGCGGCUCCGACUGUGCCCCAGAGAAGCUCUGGCUGCAGAUCCCCUUCUUCUGUGGCCACAGCUCCGAAUGCUGGAAUGUGGGGAGCAGAUGGGCCAUGGAUCAAGCUAAGUACAACCUAAUUAAUGAGUACUUCCUGGUGGGGGUUACUGAAGAGCUCGAAGACUUCAUCAUGUUACUGGAGGCAGCUUUGCCCCGGUUUUUCAGGGGUGCUACAGACCUCUACCGAACAGUAGGAAAGAAAUCUCACCUUAGGAAGACCACAGAGAAGAAACUGCCCACAAAGCAAACCAUCGCGAAGCUGCAGCAGUCUGACAUUUGGAAAAUGGAGAACGAGUUCUAUGAGUUUGCACUGGAACAGUUCCAGUUCACCAGAGCCCAUGCCGUCCGUGAGAAAGAUGGAGACCUCUACAUCCUGGCCCAGAACUUUUUCUAUGAAAAGAUCUAUCCUAAGUCGAACUGAGCGCAGCCGUGGCCAGAGCCUUCCAAACCCGAACUUGACUCUGGCGUAUUCCGUGCUCCCAGCUUCCACCUGCUGCUGUGUGUGCGAGCCUGGUCGCUGACCUGCACUGGGGAGCAGACAUGAAUGUCAAGAAACAUCCUGGCUGGGAUGUCGGCCUUAUAAGGAGUGCUUACGUUUCAGGCAUUUUUCUCUUUGUUUUCAUUUUCACGAUAGUUAUUAUCUCCUCCUGGUUGCAGUGUGGGGGACCUGGCAUUGCCUACAAUACACACAUGCAAACACACAUGCAAGUUAGCCAGAAGGCUGAAUUCCACUUCAGAAGAGGUUCUGAUUCUCUUGCUUUCAAUAAGCAUUUCUUUACCUCUUCUUGAAUGAAGAUGAACCCAUUUGCCACUCCCCUUCUGGAAGUUUGUGUGCACAGCUGUGCUGGAUAGUGCUAAGAAGUGUUUGACAGUUUUUGUUUUUGCGAAUCAUGUUUAAGAAAGGCUAUUGCAGUGUUUGAUCAUGUUUUCUCAGAACUAUUUCUGCUACAGUUAGGUUUGCCCAUAUUUAUAUAGGCUUUUAUUUUAUUUUAUGAUCGUUAGUAUUAAAAAAAAUCAACUUAAAACCAUUAAUAAUAUUGUAAAAAGAUAAAGGAGUUAAAGCAGUAUUCCUGAUUCCUAUCUCCCCAGUAUCUAAUAUUGGGGUGAUACUUAUAAGAAUGUUGACAACAUUAUCUGAGGCUUUCUUAAGGAUUUCCACACAUUAUCCAAAAAAAAAGUUUAGUAUUUGUUUCUCCAUGGCUUAUCUGUAACCCUGUCCACUGAAAUAUCAGUGAUUCCAUAUGGCGACUCCCAUCUGUGAGCUGUGAUAUGGGUAGGAUUUUCCUACUUCUGUACUUUUACCUGUAGACUAUUUUUACUAUGGUGCUUUAUAAUGUGUUUUAAAGCAUUGCAUUUACAAAAGAAAAAAAUGAAAAGGCUGUAAAUAUUGCAUAUUUUAUGUAUUUGGACCAAAAAGUUACAAGUAAGUAGACAAAAGUGGUUUUGCACCAAUUUUAUUAUGUCAAGUAAAGUCAUCAGACCUACUAUUCUUGUAUUUGUCAUUUAAAUUACUGUUAUGAUGUCACGGAAACGAACUAACGUAGCCUUUCAAUUUUGAUAGAAAACAUUACUCACCCUGAGGCAAUAGUGAUAAUGGAAAAAAUACUGGACAGAGUCUAAGGGUUUGACUGCUGGUUCCAGCUCUGUACCUUCCUGCUGUGUGAUGUUAGGCAAGUCACUUACCCUGUUUGCCUCAAUUUCCACAUCUUGAGAUUAGGAUACUAAUACCCGCGGGACCUACCUCACAGGGCUGUUGUGAGGACUAAGUAAGAUGGCGUGGAUGAGAGCACUUUGAAACUGUCAAGUGGUGUUUAAAUAUAAGGUGUUGUGAUAGAGGUCUCUCUAACAUAGUUUCAUACUGCCCAUCCUUUUAACAACAAAAAGGGAAAAUCCACUUUUAAGCUUUAUAAGAAAAAAAACCCUUUACCUUGAUAUAAAUUUGUGUUUGAUAAAUA